This is a messenger RNA of Labrus mixtus (cuckoo wrasse), 2382 nucleotides long. RefSeq names its product claudin 31 (gene cldn31). NCBI's taxonomy places the organism in Eukaryota, Metazoa, Chordata, Actinopteri, Labriformes, Labridae. Gene Ontology annotation, biological process: bicellular tight junction assembly; cell adhesion. The transcript has 4 exons. Gene Ontology annotation, cellular component: bicellular tight junction; plasma membrane. Bases 715 to 1383 code for a protein of 222 amino acids. The record is from RefSeq and is a predicted model, not a curated record. Gene Ontology annotation, molecular function: structural molecule activity.
GCAGCACACACUGCUGCCCUCCUACACCCCUGUGUGUGAGAUCCAGAGAGACAAGCUGGUCAGUCAUAACAGAAGAAAGACAAACUACUCAUACCAGUCGACUGCAACCAGCAAGACACACACACAGAGGACCCUCAACAAGCCAGCUGUGGACAUCUGGCUCUUUGAUUAUGGAUUGAAAAGGGCUCAUUGAAAGGAGAGAAGUUAUAUGAACCAAAGCUCAGCAUAUUUAAGAAGAAAGUCUGAAGUCUGCCGUGUGAAUAUCAACGUGCAAGCCUGCAGGCGCACUGAGCUCCAAAAAGGAAUGAGAGCUAUCACUCUGAUUGCAGCACACACUGCUGCCCUCCUACACCCCUGUGUGUGAGAUCCAGAGAGACAAGCUGGUCAGUCAUAACAGAAGAAAGACAAACUACUCAUACCAGUCGACUGCAACCAGCAAGACACACACACAGAGGACCCUCAACAAGCCAGCUGUGGACAUCUGGCUCUUUGAUUAUGGAUUGAAAAUACAUACCUGGCUGACAAACAAGAAGGUAACCUGAGACGAGGAAACAGAAGAAAAGAGGAAACUUUUCAACACGUUUAAACAUUUACAUUCACUGGAGGCUGUACAGAGAAAUUGUUUAGAGUAUACUCAGUUAUUGACGUCUUUGAUAAAAGACUCUUUAAAGAGACACUUUUCUGAAGCUGAGAGCACUUUUUACUUCUGACAUCAUGGCGUCCACGGGUCUCCAGCUGCUGGGCUUGGUGUUGGCCAUGCUGGGUUGGGGGUUUGGGGUGUUGGUGUGCGCGGCCCCUCUGUGGCGUGUGUCAGCCUUCGUUGGAGGGGAGCUGGUGAUCGCCCAGGUGCUGUGGGAGGGACUGUGGAUGAACUGCCUUUCUCAAACCACGGGCCAGAUCCAGUGCAAGACCUACGACUCCACUCUGGCCCUGCCCAUGUCUCUGCAGGUGGCUCGCUGCAUCACUGUUCUCUCCCUGCUCCUCUGCCUCCUGGCCCUCCUGCUCGGGGUGGCGGGGGCCAAGUGUACACAUUGCAUGGGUGACGGCAACCAGGCCUCCAAGGCUCGGCUGGCGAGGUUAUCAGGGGUGCUCUUCCUCGUGGCAGGCCUGGCCCACUUGGUACCGAUCUGUUGGACUGCCUACACAGUCAUCAGGGACUUCUAUGACCCAAAUGUUGCAGCGCCUUUAAAGAGAGAGCUUGGGCCGGCGCUGUACCUGGGCUGGGGGGCCUGCGUGCUGCUCCUGGUGGGGGGCGCUCUGCUGCAUGUGGGCUCCUCUCCACCGGUUGGAAAAACUCUGCCUGUGGGAAGAGGAGCAGUGAAGGACAACCCACAUACAGCAGCAGCAGGAGAGGUGAAGCAACAAGAGAAAUCUUUUGUAUGAGAUCAAUUUAUUGGACAUGUGAGGCUCAAACAUCGAGGUCAAAACCUGCUCUUUUAUGUAUUGAAAAGCAGACGGAGUAAAUGUUAUCUGUAAUUAUUUGAUGAACUUCAGAUUUAAAGGGUUUCUAAUGACGUUUAAAUGAUUUAAUAAAGUGGGAGUUGACAUGAGGUGUGGGCGGUAACAGAUGUUUGGAUGUUUACUAAAAUGUGUGACUUACAUUUCUCAAAUUCCACUCUGCCUCUGCUUGUGUGUGUGUGUGUGUGUGUGCGUGUGUGUGUGUGUGGGUGUUCUGUGUACAGAAGGCCACUGUACAUUGUACAUUUGUGUAUGCUGAUGUAAUAGCUCAAAGCAUGAGUGGGCAAUCAGAGUGUUGGUGGUUAUUUACAUUUAACAGAAUGUUUCUGCAUUUGAGGACUUUUAAUUCCCAUUUCAGAAUAUUUCACUAUUCUUAUCAAGACUGUGGUUCAAAUGUAAUUUUGUACAGUAGGCUGCCUUUCUAUUGAUAUCAGUUCAGACAGCUUCUGAGUGUCAAGCAGUGAUAAUACAAGUCUUAAAAUCUUUUGGCCUUUCUCAGUAGAUACAAAGUUUAAGAAGUACUACGAUUAUGUACAUAAUAGUUGCAUGGAAUUUUAGAUGACCGAUAUGUAAAAUAUCUGAAUGAAAUAAAAUGACCUUACUGUAUAAUCAGACAUUAAGGAAACAUGCUAUGUUGAAGUGCUGACUUCUCUGACAACAAUGCAGCAGCUUCUAAGUUUAGAUUCUGGUCCUGAAUGGUCUGUAUUUGUUUUAACUAGAAAAGGUAGGCGGUAUAAGGCAGCUCUCUUCAGUGUUUUGAAUUUGCACUGCAGUACUAAUUUAAAACACUAGGUGUUACAUAUUGCUCCUUUAAUUUUGUCAUUAUGGAUUGUCUUUUGUAUGUAUUUAACCACUUGUAGAAAUAAAUGUGUGUUGACUGAUCCCCACAAUUGUACCUUUUACUUGCUUCAUUAAAUUUAAGGU